Mycena citricolor is the source of this 1958-nucleotide messenger RNA. The record is from the annotation of a GenBank genome assembly. Lineage: Eukaryota; Fungi; Basidiomycota; Agaricomycetes; Agaricales; Mycenaceae.
AAGAUACGAGCCUGAAACACUCAUGGGCGAGGCACUCCUCGAACGGCCUGAUAUCGUUCGCAGUCAUUUCAGAAUUCAGUGUUUUUCUCGGAUUCUAUAAGUUUCGACCCCUUGGACUACGCUUCAUCUCAACGAUCAGCAACCCUCACUUUCUGUUUUACGUCUCGUGGCGAUGCAGUUCCGCUGCGGUCAGAAGAUUCUUAUCAAUGUUGUCCUCCCGGGGGCUUUAUGAUGCCACUGGUUUAUGCACUUAUAACGAAACUAUCGGACUUGCAGCUACUCGGAGAAACUGACAACGAAUCCUUCGAUGCGAAUCCCAUUCUUUCCUGAUUGUCGUGAAGCAUUCAUGCACAAUCAUGAUCAUCCAUUGUUCGACGUCAAACGCGGUAGCCUGGCAGCGUCGGAUGGCAGGGACAGAAGCGCAUGGAUGCGGACAAGGUACGGCCCGUGUUCCUUUGCUUCGUUCUGCUUCGAAUCCUGCUCGCCGCUCUUUGCUUUCUCCUUUUUGGUCUAUCUAUUUCUUUCCGCCCUCACCCGCCGCGCGCGAUGCAGGGUCGCUCUUUUCUUUCGUUUUCUGGAUCGCUGGGUCGCCUACUGGUCUUGGGGGGCUUGGCUGCCGCUGCUGGAGCCAAAGUAGUACCAGUUCUACAGCCGGGAUUCUUCUUCGACUACACCCCUCCCGGCCAGUCGCCGCUUAUACCGAUCACGCACCCUCGUCCUCGACAGGCACUCAUACAUCCACCAGACGGUGCACCGGGACCCAAUCCGGUGGCACCUUACUCGAUGGUGGUGUUUACCUCGUGGGUUGUGUCUUACGCCGGAAACCUCGAUUUCAAUCUGUGCGACAGGAAAUCCAUCACACCUUUCACAAUCGACGCCGGGAACGGCUUGUCGUUUGACUGGCAGGUUCCAUUUAGUCCGGGAACUCAGUAUCAGAUCUGCAUGUGGGACAGCAACGGGACACCCGGAGGUUGCGAAGCUAUGUAUACUGUCAUUCAGAAUUCCACGGUCGCAACGCCUCAAUGCCACAAUGUCACCUUUCCCACUCUUCUGCAGGUCGAAACACAGCAGACUGCUGCUCCAGGUGGUCCUAUCUCUCAAUUUGGAUUCAUUGAUCAGUGUACCGAUAUUCUUGUGACACCAAAAUCUGGGAAACCGCCAUUUACGUUUUCAGUAUAUCCGCCUUUACAUCCUGCUUUCAACAUCACUUCCAACUCCAUGGAUACCAUCGACUGGACGAUCUCACUGCCCUGGUCUUAUCCUUUCUUCAUUUCUCUUUCGAGCGCUGAUGGACAAAUGUGGUCUAAUGGACCUCUCCAUGCCGGAGGAUUCGGACCGACGGAUUGCUUGGCUCCGAAUACCAUGCCGAUUGGAAAAGCCCAAUCGAUUGCAGCUGCAGCCGGAUUCGGCGGUGCCCUGGGAGCAUUUGCCCUCGGGGGUGUCGUCGCCUUCCUCUAUCUGCGCUACCGCCGUCUCCCGCCACCGCAGAUCGACGCGUUUGUCCACGACUCGGUCACCUCCCGCAGCGAUUUCAGCGGCGCGUCGCGGAACAGGUCGGACUCGCAUACCACGAUGAGCAGCCUCGGCGCUUCUUCGGAUAUCCGGCGUGGCCGGACGUAUGUGCUGCACCACGACGCCGGCCGGGCACCCGUCACGGUGAUCACCGACUCGGAGGAGGUCGUCGAGCUCCCGCCGAGAUACCACAAUGGGGUGGUUCCUGGUAGUAGAGGCUCGGAUGUCGCGGGUGGGAGCGCAGACGGGUUACCGAUGCGCGACAAACCCCAUCCGCCCCUUCCCGUGACCCCCUCGACAUCGGUCAACUCGGGUUCAUUUUUGUCGGCUUCAUAUUUGGGACCGCCGUGACAGAUUGCGGCAAGGCCUGAGGCCUUGGGUUGAAGAACAUACUUUUAUCUAUUUGAGUAGACGAGUGAAUUCACAGAAAGUCUGGGUCUGCUGCA